UCUUCGUGCCUUACCGACGUGCUUGCUCCACAGACCGUAAUCUGUAGCAGAGCAGUAAGCAACCGUUUAUUUUCGUCUCGCAGUUAGUCAAAUUGCAUCGUCGCACGCGUACAAUACAACAAACGCUUACGCGUAGAUAUACAAUAAUUGCAGUUCAUAAAUUUAUCUGUGCAUACUCUACCAAAGUGUUAACUAGUUUGCAACUUUAAGUUGAAUCGCCUUGUUAUUGAAUUUAGUUAUUUUACAAAGUAUAUUUGUACAUUCGAACGCGUUUAUUGUGCUUGUGAAUUUCGAGAACUCGCCGUUUGAUUGAGCAACAGUUUUCACUGGAAUUCCGUCAUAAAAGAAUCAGCCCACCACCGCCAACGAAAACGCCUACAUACAACCACACAACACACCAGUAACAGUCGCAUGCACGUGUAGUGGUUUCAACGCUUAGUAGUGUGCGUGGAAAAAACAACAACAAAGUUUAAAUAUUAUUAUACAACGUUAGCGAAGGUGUUAGACCAACAGCUGAAAAGCACUAAUAACAGCGCGCCAACAAAUAUUAACGACAACGUUCAUCAUAAAAAGUAGCAACAAAAAGUGUGUAAACAACUACUAAAACAACCAACGAAACAACUACAAAUUAAGUGCGCAUACAGUACACACGUCUGGUCGUGAAGUAAAGUGUCAAAGCGAAGCGAUUUAAAUCACUUCGCCGCCACCAACGCACCGACAUACAAACCAUAUCCACAACGAAAACACAAACGAAAUAACAGCGCAACGUCGCCUUCGUUGAAAACCGUUUCACAUACAGUCCACCCUCCACAAGGAAAGCGCCCAGCGUUAUUACUGUUAUCGGCCGCGAUUGCACGCAUACAGCAACACCACGCAGCACCAAUACGAGCGCACCAAAAGCAGCCGAAACAUUUACAGCUACACCAACACACUGCAACGCUGUCCGACUAGUAGUAAAUAAGUGAGCGCAACGAUAACUAAUACGCUCGUAAUUAACGCGCACUCAGCCAGCAGUCAACGCGCCACACGUCGCGCUAUCAGUUGAUUUGUUCGUUUAAGCACCGCGUGUCAUACGCCGCACGUCGCGCAUCGUCGACUACUCGUGUUGUCGCUCCAGCAUUAGCGAGUGCAACGUCGACUCCCCCGCCUUUAGGCUAAUAACGGUGAUAUUCACUACUUGCUUUAAUUAUUGUCAGCGUUGAGUGAGAUUGCGCUUUGUCUAAGCGUUAAAGUAGCUGUAACGGUGCUAUUGGGGAGCGUGAGCGUAAUAAGAAAGUCGAGUGCACACAUACACACGCAUAGGCGCUUAGCUGAAAAAUAAAACGACACAUAGGCACACACACACAAGUGCAGACACAGCAGCAGCAGCAGCAGCAGCAGUAAUAGCAAUAGCAACAGCGAAGCCAAAAGCAACGACAAAAUGUUCGCUGUAAUGAGAAUCGACAACGAUGACUGCCGGUCGGAUUUCCGCCGCAAGAUGCGUCCAAAGUGUGAGUUCAUUUGCAAGUAUUGCCAGCGGCGUUUCACCAAACCUUACAAUCUGAUGAUUCACGAGCGCACCCACAAAUCACCCGAAAUAACGUACUCCUGCGAGGUCUGCGGCAAAUACUUCAAGCAACGCGACAACCUGCGUCAACACAGAUGUAGUCAAUGUGUAUGGCGAUAAACAGCAAACGCCAGCUCAAACUUAAGCACUUCUUCUCUCAUGCACUUAAAUUAAAAACGCUAAAGCGAAAAAGCAAAAACGUGAAACAGUAUAUAUAAAUAUGACAUACCUAUAUAAAUCACCUAAAACCCAGCUAUAAAAAGCAAGCAAAAAUGUUGCACACACGCACGCCCAUAACGGUACGCUCUUACCACCACUUGCACUUUGCACGCAUACAAAAACAACAGCAGCAAUAAUUUGGCAAAAUAUUUAAAUAAGUAAUAAUAAAGUGAAGCAGACUUUGCACUGCAAACGCUCAUGGCGCGGCGCUGCAAUCGGUCUUCAUGUGGUGGCUCUUGCUCUCGGCAUUGUUGGUGAACGGGGUGUUUGGUGUGUUGGAAAUGUUUGAAAUGAACUUGUGGUGAUUGGUUUUAUUGACGGCGGCAGAAUAAGUGCAGCUUCCAUAAACGGACCAUCAAUGCAAGUAAAUUUGUAAAUACAUACAUACAUAUAUAUAUGCGCUUGCUUGCGCGUCAACUAAAUUUUCCAUAAUUACUGGCAGUUUGGUGAGUGGUGAAACAACUCUUUUCACACACAUUAUAUUAUAAGCACAAUUUCAUAGCACUCAUUGCAUUUCGCACUUGGAAAAAUGGCAAAUAUUGCACACAUACACACACAUUCAUCACAUUAUAAGCACUUCCACAACUGUAUAUAAACAUCUAUACAUUGUAAUGUAUAUGAAAAGCACAAAGUUCAUCAGCAUUCGAGCUCCUUCAUUGCGUACACGCUGUGUGGCACUCAAGACGCAAGGACGCUUCGAAUGUUUCCAUAAAAAUAUACAUACAUACAAGCAGUCACGCAAUAAUCCAUCAAAAUAAGAAGUGAACUGCAUUACAGAAAUAUAUAUAUGUAUAUAUAUCUAUAUAUAUAUACGAGUACAUAUGUGUAAAUCUGUUUUUUGUUUUGCUAUAGAAGUAUGCACAUGGAUACUUGCGGACGCAUUUACUAAACAAGCAAACAAAACUCGCGGAAACUCCAAAACAACUCAUAUACAUAUGUAUGCGUUAAAGCUCUACAAUGAAAGCGCACCCAAUGCUUGAACUAAUUACCCAACUGGAAUAACAGUAGAUAAGUAAGUACCAACAGUACGCCACAUAGAUCCACCCAAGAGCCGCGGACGUGCGCCAAUAGUCACCCAACUGCCUUCGAUUCAAUUAACUGCAGCCAAUAACAACAAUAACAACAACAACAACGUCGCCGUCAUCUGCGGCGCUGGCCAAAAAGCGCAAUUAAGCGACGACUUUUUGCGUUUUUUAACUUCAGCGUCACGCAGCGCAUCUCAAAUCGAGCGCCGAACGAAGAAGCAGCAGCAAAACGCAGAAAUCUUUGCUUGUCACAAACCACCAUGCAUGAGUCAUGAGCGCACAACAAUCUUUGCAGUCAACUUUUCAACUUCACAUACAAGCAUACACACACGCACACACACUCACUUACACCAGCAAAUAGUUUCGAACGUGCAAUGUCAGCAAAUCAGCGUUGUCCAGUGCCCCAACAGGAGUGCCUGCUGUGUCUUCAAGCUGCAGCGGGCGCACAGCGUAGUCUAUUUAGCAGCCGUAGGCGCAACCAAUGCAAGCGCGCACACGCGUAAACACCUAUCCAGUUCUUGCAGUUCUGCGCGCAUGCCCACGCGUCCGCAGAAACGCAUCGUGUUGCAACAACUACCACUGGUGCGCUCCUUCAGCUAAUUGUGCACUGUGUCUGUGCUGCGUUUAUGUAAUUUCGUCAACAGUAAUUAUUAUUAUUAUAUUAUAUUUUUUUAUUACUUUAUUACUUGUCUUUGGUUUGUUAUAAAAAUGCGAAUUUCCUUGUUAAACAAAUUCUCUUCUCUGCGUACGCUUUUAAGCUUUCUUCUAUAUAUUUAAGCGCUUGUUUAUUAUUUUUCUAAUUUCAAAAAACAAAAAAAAAACAAAGCAUUUAAUUAAACUAAUUUAAUAAAGUAUUGAAUUUUGUCGGUUUCGAUUUCGUUUAAGCUUUUAAUAUAAAUGAGAAA
This is a messenger RNA of Bactrocera oleae (olive fruit fly), 3695 nucleotides long. The record is from RefSeq and is a predicted model, not a curated record. NCBI's taxonomy places the organism in Eukaryota, Metazoa, Arthropoda, Insecta, Diptera, Tephritidae.